This is a messenger RNA of Rhopilema esculentum, 6230 nucleotides long. RefSeq lists its product as uncharacterized. The record is from RefSeq and is a predicted model, not a curated record. Gene Ontology annotation, biological process: protein folding. NCBI's taxonomy places the organism in Eukaryota, Metazoa, Cnidaria, Scyphozoa, Rhizostomeae, Rhizostomatidae. Gene Ontology annotation, molecular function: protein disulfide isomerase activity. Gene Ontology annotation, cellular component: endoplasmic reticulum.
AUGAAGAGGCAAAUUUGCAUUUUCCUCCACUUGGUUUUUUCAGUACUUUUAUCACCAAUUUUCAAACAGUUAGCGGAUGCCCAAGUGUUCGAGCUCAAUCUGCAAAACUUUGACCAGUUUACAAAGGACAAAGAUGUUAUGAUGGUGGAUUUUUUCGCACCCUGGUGCCAUCAUUGUCAAGAGCUCCAGCCAGAAUGGGAAAAAGCAGCAUCGGCUUUGGCAGUCAACAGAGAAUUCAUUUUAGGAAGGGCUGAUUGCAUUGGCAAUGGAAAAGAUCUCUGCGAUCGCUUUGGCGUUCAAAUGUAUCCGUCAAUAAAGCUAUUUCGUCAUGGCGUCUUUCAGGAGGAUUACAAUGGGGACAGAAAUGCAGAUGCAAUAAUCAAAUACUUACAACAAGCACAAUCACAAGUAGCUGCUCCUCAGCCUGAUGGUGGUUGGGCACCAGGCAAUGACCCUUGGCAGACAGGAGCGAGCUUUCAGUAUGCGUACCCAAUGACAACUCCGCCUAUGAACCCUACUUUACAAGCAGCAAGACCGUUUGAAGCCGCCGCCCCAGUCAGACCAUUUGCAACACCGGUCGCCAACCAGUGGGCGCCUGUCGCCAUGAGGGCAGAACCGCAAGCACCACCUGGCCCACCUGCAAUGCCACCAGCUAAUGGUCGGCAUCAGAAUUUAAACGGCAGCAUUUCUGAGCUGGGCAAAGACAUGCAAAGUUGGGUUAGUAUGCUAGAGUCGCUGCUGGACAAACAAAGAACAACAACUUCAUCUAUCACCAGUGUACCCAGGGAGGAGCUGCAGCAACGGGACAAUACUGCUGCUAUGGAGCCUCCGCAGCAAAUGUCAUUCGGUUCUAGACUACAAGAAACAAGCGAUCCAAAGAUUCAGAACUUAUUUAAUCAGUACCCACAAAUCAGUGAAACGUUCAAGCCUGUUGAGCAAUUCUUGGCUAAUUUCACAAAACUUCAGACAUCUACUAAUGCCCCAAAUUCCUGGAGUAACUAUCAGUAUCAGACAAACCCAGUGUUUCCAUAUCAGCAGGACACGACAGGAAUUCAGGAGGACACCAGGCAAAAUGGCACCCCGCAAACCACUAUUUUGCAAGACAAUGUUCCUAAAGCACUCCAGCCGAACCAGUUCAAUAGUUUUAACAGUGAUGCUAGAGAAACCGUACAGAAUAAUAAUAAAGUCACAGAGAACCAGCAAGAUUAUCAAGGCAUGAGAAGUGGUUCAACUGGAGACAACCCAACAGGAGCCCCAUAUCCAGGAUUCUACUGGAGCCCUACUCAAACGUAUCAGUCUGAUUGGAGGAAUCGUCAGUUCGCGCCAUCAGUUCCAAGUCAAAAGAGCCUCGAUAUGCGAGAAGACGUCAAGACAACAGGAAAGCCAAUUCGAGCAUGGCCUACUCCAAAGCCAUUCAAUUACAAUAUGGAAUUGCUGAGGAUGUACCAAGAGCGUGCUCUGGAAAAACAGCUUCUGCAAAAUGAGAUGCUUAAUAGAAAACCCGCGAUUCAACAGGCCGACCCGUUGUCAAAGCAAGCCAGUUCAGUUAAAGGAUUCAACACAAAAAAUCCUGUUGCCUAUGACCAUUUCCCUGCAAUUAAGAUUUCUCCAUUUUCAGGGAAUACAAAGAAACAAGAUUCGCGUGUGCACCCAUGGCCAUUUGCUCUUAAGAUUAAGGUCAUACCUCCCGAUGGCGGCAACUAUAUAAUGCGCAUAAAAGGACCCCUUGACAGCCUUGCUGGGUCAGCAUCCAAAGACAGCGCCGCAGAAGGGCGCUCUAAAGGACUUCCAAAGAGCAGCAUACACCAGGUGGUAGCAGGCAAUAUGAAUGCAAAAUAUAUAACACCAAUCAACAGAAACUACCAGUUUCAAGCAAAAACGGAGCAAGCGAAUAAUCCGAUUGUCUAUCUGAAAGUUCCAAGAAAUCACCAAAAGUUUAUUGAGCUAACCACUUCAUUCCCAAAUAAUGAAGAAAAAUUAAGCACUGCUGCCAUUGGUCAAACAAAGGACAAAGUUGUUUCAAUGAAACUGCCAUUCAACGUUUCCCUUGCCACUGUCUUGAAAAACAUAUAUGAGAACAUGUUUGCUAAUUACUUGAAUAAAAAACCAUCUGAAGUAAUGAAAGAAGAAAUAGGGAAAGAGAUUAGAAACAAUGCUGUGAGUUCAUCUGCAGCCAAGUGGCCGAGUCAGAAAACGUAUCCUAAUUUUGGAAACAGAGGGACUGCGAUGUUUCGAGGACAAACACCUCAACAAUCAAUAAAAUCAUUCUUCAGGAUGCAGAAAAAUAUCCUGGGAUUGCCAUCUCUGAGCCAGCAGGUUUCGAAUUUAAAGCCGUUUAAUGGUGCUAAAAAGGAUGGAACACCUUUUAAUCAACGCGGAAAUGUAGGCUCAAACUUUGAAAAGUUAAAGGCUCUCGAAAGUGCACGAGGCUAUGCAAAAAGCAUUUCGUUUAUGAAAGCAAAGAAUAACCCUGCUAUGCAGUACAAAGUCAAAAGUAGCAUGAUGACUAGGGACAAUCUAUAUCAAAUACCAAGUAAAGGGAAUAAUCAGCCUCUUAGCAGAUUUGAUUGGAAAAGAGUCUACGAAAAGCUGAAGAACGUCACGAAUAGAAAUCAAAUCAAAUUGCCAAAACCAAAUCAAGCAAUCAAUAGCAUACAAUACCGAAAUUCUUAUCCCAAAAAAGACACAGCGAAAAAAGACAGUGAUUUCCCAGAAUCAAUAAAAGUCAGGUUGUACCCUGGUUCUGGAUUCGAUAUAAAGAAAUUUGCAAAAAAAUUUACCUCAAACAACAACCAAGGCACUAUGCAAGGAAAAGCUACCAAACAAAGCUACUUUGCUCAACUUGAAAUAAACAGGCCUAUUACAGGUACCAAAUUAACAGAUGCCAAAGGUAGCCCUGUUGCAAGUAAAAGACAUAACACCUGGAAAGCAACGCCUGGAUUUGAACAACUUUUGAAAGCACAAAUUCAGCGGAAAAAGCAUGUGCCGCAAGUUGUUCCCUAUCAGAAGAUGGUUUCUCCACUGACAUCACUUUCUAAUGUUCUGCUAUAUCAGCAACGGCCACCUAGUCUUCUUCAGCGACAAAUGACCAGGCAGUUUUCACAUCAGCAGGUUGCUAAAGAACUUGGCCAUCGUGUAGGACUGCCGAUCUACAGGGAUCGAUCUGAUAUCAUAAAAUUUGGUCAGAUGAAAGUACCGUACCACUAUUUGAAGAAUCCGAUUUCGAUUGGACCAAAACUGAAACUAGUGCCCGUAAUAUCUAUAGGAGACGACAGCAAAUCAACAAAGCUGAAAUCUGAUACAGCAAUCAUUACCCAACAGCAAAAAGGAAAUAUGAAUGUAGAAAGACGAUUUCCUCUGAUCUCACUCCAGGCUCCAUCGCAGAAGAAAAAAGUAUUGAAUUAUGCAAGUCAAAUUCAGAUGCUACGAGAAUUGCAAAACAGUCGAGAACGAAAAACUUUACAAACAGUUUUAAACCCGGUAAAUCAGGCACCAAUUAAUUUCAGAGACUAUGAAAAAUUCAAAUUAUACUCUGGAACACUUCCCAAAAACAAAAUUUCAGCCAACCUUCCUAGGGCAUAUACUCCGGGGAGCCAGCUGGGUAGGGGACCGCCCCUGAUUGAUCGCCUGAUUCAUGGAUUGCCUAAAAUAGCACCAAAGAGCCCCAAAGUAAAGGAAAAGCUUGAUACUGAGGUAUCUAAAAACAAAAAUGGAAAGUAUGAAAAGGAAUCUGGAAAAAGUGGGCAGGCACAGAAGGAGGCAGUUGUGGGUGUGUAUCCAAUGAGUAUAGUUAGCAAACAAACAGGGAAUACAGUUAAUAGCGGUCCGAUAUUUUUAACAGAGAAGGCUCAAACGAGGUCAACUUUGGUGCCUUUAAACACUGUUGAAGAUAAGGAGAAGAUUAAAGAAUCAUCCAGAAUAUUAACACAGUUCCUCAAAGAAACAGCACCAAUCGAUUCAGAAAAUUGGGUUAAAACGAAUUCUGGCAUUCCACCAAGCAACCAAGUAGAAGACUCGGAGAUUGUUUCAAGAAGUACAAUUCCCAGAUCAAACGGCAACAUGUUAUCAGAUGAUGACAUCGUCAAGAAAAGAAAACAUUUCUUAAACAACAGACUCGUUCGAUUGAAACGAAAAGGAAACGAGGGAUGGACACAAGCAGUUAAAAGCCGAACAUUGCAAAGGUCGAAAAGAUUGCGAUAAUUUUCAACCAAAGAGUUUCAUUGCAGCUCUGCAACUAGAUCAAAAGAUCUGCCUAACACCUUAAUAGAGUAAUUGUAUAAUAUUGCUGUUUUAACACGUUGAUAACAUAAUUUUAUCGACGUAGAACAGCCGUUUAAACUGCAUUAACAAAUUCAAUAUGAUAGUAGGACAUAUCAAAAGGUAUCCCUGUUUAAAAAAGAUUCAAUCCACUUGACAUCGAAACAAAAUGAUUCAUAACUACAGUAUCAUCAUCUACCUAACCAACUGCCUAGAACAAAGCAUCUCUGACUAAUUUUGGCUAGACCAGUUUCAUUAGAGACUAAGCCAGUUAAAUGUGUUUUAUCAACAAGGUUUUGUUUUCUCAAAGUCGUUUUGAGCUUUAAUUUGAGUUUUAAGCUCAAGUUUGCAAUCAUGAGUUUUCUCAAAAUAAAAAUGAUUACAAUCUAGUAGAUGAAAAGGCUUGUUGAAGGUCAAAUCUGAAAAUAUUCGGUCACGGAUUAAUCAUUAUUUAAGCAUAAUUAAUUUGGACUAAUUUGCCAUAGAUUCGUAAUAUGUCAGGAAAAAGUUAUUUUAUGAAGCCAUUAUACGUGUGUUGUAAUGUAAAUAUAAAUGGUACAUUGUUUAUUUGCAAAAUGAUUCAUCUUUUUUUCUCCAAAUGUCUCUCAAAACUGAACAGUUAUGUUUUAAAUGUUUGAAUAAACCAGCAAGAAUAGUAAAGUCAACAUCACCGCUUUUUCUAAUGAUUGAUUUUGUAUUAUAUCACUAAUUUGCUAACUCGGGACAGAAGUCAUGAUGCAAGUUGUAAGGUCAAAUGCUCUCUCGGAAAAACAUGCAAUAGAUUUCAGAAGGUCAGUCGUGAGUCUUCGUUCCCUCAUUAACGAGAACGAGUUUGGCCGUUGGUGCAUCGGUUACCAAGAGAAGUUGCGUAAAAACCAAAACAUAAAUCAUAUCUGAAGGAAAUGGACAAGUAUAGUACCUUUUGCCCAAUAUGGCCCAAUAUAAGAAAGCACCAAAACGUCAAAAAUGUAAAAGAUUACUAAAGGUAUGAUAUGUUUUCAUGAUGCUGGAAAAAAGACUAAUAUUGUUGAGGUAAUGUCGAAAAGAACAUUUUCGUAAAAGGAAGCAAAAUGAGGGUGGGUGGAAUGGCAAAAAGCGAACAGCACUCUUGCAAUAAGGCUUCACCAAGCAAUAGUGAAAAUGAGGAAUAGAAGGGGUACAAGAAAUGAGCCUUAGGGUACACCAACAUUAAUUUCCAUAAUUGGUGAACCAACACCGUUUCCCCUAAAAUAUUGCUUCCGGUUGUAAAGAUAUGAUUUGAAUGAAAUGAUAUGAAAAUGAAUAAAGAUAUGAUGUGAAUAAAGAUAUGAAAACUGACUUCCCAAUGUCAAUAAUAACAUAUCCCACUAGCUACUCGAAAGCCAGUCCUUUAUACCAGUCAUCAGUGUUUUUAAGCAAACAUGUUGCUUUAAAAUGAAGUUUAAGAAAACCAGACUGCUCUGGGGAGAAACAUCCAUUAUAAUUUGUGUGCUGGUACAAUUGGUUGGUCAUAAGUCUUUCAAAAAGCCUUUAGAUGACAGGUAAAAUUGAUAUACGGUGAUUGUUGGAUGAUAGUCAGUUUUGUCUCCUUCUUUUAAAAUUUGGGUAACUCUGACCAAUUUCCAUGGGUCUGGAAAAAUGUUAGUUUUAAGUCAUGUAUUGAAGAAACAGGCCAAAGCGUUCUCAAUGAGUGGUAAGGCCAGUUUUGGGAAAUAGCAGGAGUUAUUGUCAUUCCCAAAGCUCUUUGAAGACCUAGUUUUGAAAAUCCCAUUCCUAAUUUCCUGAAAUUCUAUAAUCCUAAACUUAAACUUGACAUUGUUGUUAGUACUAUCAAAGUUCCUAGAUAGGAGAGAGUUAGGAACAGUUUUGGUCUAUGUUUUCACCAACUGUACAGAAAAAACCAUCCUACAUCAACCAAGGGAGUAAAAAUGCUUUAAAGCUCUGCAACUUCAACCUCAAAACCACAGAUGGACAAAAGACUCUACUGCAUUGAG